CGGUUUUAGCCGGUAGACUAUAACAGCAACACCAUUUCCGGUAUCACCGGAAGUAAUUUGAAAAUGGCGGCUUCCUCGCUGAACAGGCCGGCUGCCGGGACUGGGAAAAGUGAAUUUCGGAAUCAGAAGUCAAAGGUAGAGAACCGAGAUGAAUCAGAGCUACUUACUGUUCCUGAUGGUUGGAAGGAACCAGCCUUUUCCAAAGAAGACAAUCCCAGAGGACUCUUGGAGGAGAGCAGUUUUGCAACCUUGUUUACACAGUAUCGAGAGGCUUACUUGAAAUAGUGUUGGCCUUUGGUGCAGAAAGCAUUGAAUGAACAUCACGUUAAAGCAACCUUGGACCUGAUCGAGGGCAGCAUGACUGUUUGUACUACGAAGAAGACUUUUGAUCCGUACAUCAUCAUUAGGGCCAGAGACUUAAUAAAACUGUUAGCAAGGAGUGUUUCAUUUGAGCAGGCAGUACGAAUUCUUCAGGAUGACAUUGCAUGUGACAUCAUCAAAAUAGGUUCUUUGGUAAGAAAUAAAGAACGAUUUGUAAAAAGAAGACAACGGCUUAUUGGUCCCAAAGGAUCUACAUUGAAGGCAUUGGAACUCUUAACAAACUGUUACAUUAUGGUUCAAGGAAACACAGUUUCAGCCAUCGGACCUUUUAAUGGAUUAAAGGAGGUUCGAAAAGUAGUCCUAGAUACUAUGAAGAAUAUUCAUCCAAUUUAUAACAUUAAAACCUUAAUGAUUAAACGAGAGUUGGCAAAAGAUUCUGAAUUACGAUCACAAAGUUGGGAAAGAUUUUUGCCACAUUUCAAACAUAAAAAUGUGAAUAAACGCAAGGAACCAAAGAAAAAAACUGUGAAGAAAGAGUAUACGCCAUUCCCACCACCACAGCCAGAAAGUCAGAUUGAUAAAGAAUUGGCUAGUGGUGAAUACUUUUUGAAAGCUAGUCAGAAGAAACGACAGAAGAUGGAAGCAAUAAAGGCUAAACAAGCAGAAGCUCUCAGUAAGAGACAAGAGGAAAGAAACAAAGCUUUUAUUCCACCUAAAGAAAAAUCAGUAGUGAAACCUAAGGAAGCUUCUACUGAUACUAAAAUUGAUGUGGCUGCCAUCAAAGAGAAAGUUAAGAAAGCAAAAAAUAAGAAACUGGGAGCUCUUACAACUGAAGAAGUUAAGCUUAAGAUGGAAGCAGAUGAAAAGAAAAAGAAGAAAAAAAAGUAAUAUACAAAACCCUCUAAAUUAGAAUA
This is a messenger RNA of Tupaia belangeri chinensis (Chinese tree shrew), 1235 nucleotides long. RefSeq names its product KRR1 small subunit processome component (gene KRR1). Lineage: Eukaryota; Metazoa; Chordata; Mammalia; Scandentia; Tupaiidae. Gene Ontology annotation, molecular function: RNA binding. Gene Ontology annotation, cellular component: nucleolus; small-subunit processome. The record is from RefSeq and is a predicted model, not a curated record.